UAUACAUUUUAGGAUGUAAUAGUCUACGCUGUGAUUAUACACAGCAAUCGCAUACGAAGAGUAGCAUGAAUUACCGUGUAUAGUCAACGCGGCUGCGCUCAAUUACGUUGAGUGUGUGCAAGGCCAUGUGCGAAGAAUUCUUUGAAAAUGUCGAUGCCCCGGGAAAUUGAAUCGACGUUCCUCCCUAGGUUCUUGCCGAGCCCAACUCAAGGACGGCUGCAAAAUCGAGACCCUGCGGCAAUGCGGCGACGACUUCGUUCCCUACGGCAAGAAGACGGAACUGCCAGCCUCGGGACAGCUGUUCACGGAGAAGUGCGCGAGUGAGCACCGGCAGAUAAAUUGCAGUCUCAAGUUCGUUGAUGACUGCCUGAAGCGUCUGCCAAAGACGGCUGCUUCGUUGGCGCUCAGGACAUUGAAAGAGGACAUCGGUGCCAUCUGCACUCCGGGCACUGAUCUAUACAAAGCGUACCAGAAAGCCAUCGGCUGCAUGAACACCAUUGGGGGAAAGAUCAACGCCUGCUUGAAGGGUCUCCACGGUGGUUUGGAAAAAGCUGUCGUCAAGGCACCCACCGCAGAUGUCAUCCACUACGCCUGCUGCUCGUACGGUGACGUAGAAGACUGCCUCGACAAAGCCAUGACGCAAUGCGAAAGCGUCGGUGCCAAGGAGCUCACAGUGGGCCUGCUCAAUCACGUUUUCGGAGAGACUCUGAGUCUGGUUUGCGACGACUACACCAGGGGAUCACAAGCGUGCAAGUCGCUGCCAAAGCUGCCGCCGCUUGGAGCCACAGACCGCAAGGCCGAAAACUACGUCGAACUCCUCAUCGAGGCUGCAAGCACAAUCGGUCGCAAGGACUAGGACCUCCCUGACCCUCCAACCAACUCCGACCCG
Rhipicephalus sanguineus (brown dog tick) is the source of this 889-nucleotide messenger RNA. RefSeq lists its product as uncharacterized. The coding region runs from base 488 to 856 and encodes 122 amino acids. The record is from RefSeq and is a predicted model, not a curated record. The transcript has 4 exons. NCBI's taxonomy places the organism in Eukaryota, Metazoa, Arthropoda, Arachnida, Ixodida, Ixodidae.